Messenger RNA from Telopea speciosissima, 1315 nucleotides. RefSeq names its product mitogen-activated protein kinase kinase kinase 2-like. The coding region runs from base 141 to 1223 and encodes 360 amino acids. Gene Ontology annotation, biological process: protein phosphorylation. Gene Ontology annotation, molecular function: ATP binding; protein kinase activity. The transcript has a single exon. Lineage: Eukaryota; Viridiplantae; Streptophyta; Magnoliopsida; Proteales; Proteaceae. The record is from RefSeq and is a predicted model, not a curated record.
AAAUCUAUCUUAGAAAACUUGGAAAUCUGUAUGCCUUUGAAAGGACUGAAUUCUAGUUCUGAGUUGGGCUUCUUCACCCAAUUCAAGGUUGACAAUAGAAUUUUCCAUCCCUUUUCCUCUAUUUUUUGGAAAAAAAGGAAAUGGCAGGGAAGUGUUCAAGCACUUGUCCUAUGAGAACAGAAUGGGUGAAGGGAAAUGCAGUUGGGUCCGGUUCCUUCGGUGUUGUCAACUUAGCCAUGAACAAAUUCACCGGCAAGCUCUUUGUUGUCAAAUCGGCCUCAUCAGAAGCAGGUUUUAAAUCUAUGGAGAAUGAGGCCCGCAUAUUAGAGAGCCUUAAUUCUCCUUACAUUAUCCGAUGCCUUGGGAAAGAUUUCUCCAAGGAGGCAAAUGGGGAGAGAAAGCUUAACCUCUUCCUAGAAUUCAUGGCUGGGGGAAGUUUGUCCAAUGUCGUUGAGAAGUUCGGUGGCGCUCUAGAUGAGACUGUGAUUCGUUCAUACACCAAAGAGAUCCUCCAGGGCCUCGCAUAUCUCCAUAAGUGUGGUAUCGUUCAUGGUGAUAUCAAGUGCAAGAAUGUGCUCCUGGGUUCAUCAGGAAACAUCAAAUUGGCAGACUUUGGGUGUGCAAAGAGGCAGAACUCUUCAAAACUUGACAAGGGUUCAAAGAAUUCCUUAGGAUCUAUUGGUGGGACACCAUUAUGGAUGGCACCAGAAGUUUUGAGAAAUGAAGGAGUGGACUUUGCCUCAGAUAUUUGGUCCUUGGGAUGCACCAUCAUUGAAAUGGCAACUGGGAGACUUCCGUGGGGCGACCUGCACUUGAAUCCAAUGGCUGCAGUUUUCAAUAUUGCGUGCAGCAAUGAGACACCAGAGUUACCAACCAAGUUUUCCAAUGAAGGGUUGGAUUUCUUGGCCAAAUGUUUGCAGAGGAAUCCAAAAAUGAGGUGGACUUGUGAAGAAUUACUUCAUCAUCCAUUUAUCUCUGGGAAUUCAGAAAGGCGGUGUUCGUGCAAGAAAGAUGCUUGUUCCCCAACAAGUGUCUUAGAUGAUGGACUAUACCAAGAGGAUUAUGAGUCAGAUGAGUCAGUCUCUCCAAUUAAGGAAGAGCUUCAAAGCAGGAUUCCAUUCCUUACAAGAUCAAGUUGUGGAAGACACAGAACGGCAAGAAGGCAACACAGAGAGAUCGCUCUGCAAUCAACAGAAAAUUGGAUUACUGUUAGAUCAGGUUAAGGACUUCAGUUGCAUAUAGGUUGUAGGACAAUUUAAAUCUCCGAAGAUGGAUUUGGAUGUACAUUUUACAGUUAAAAUGUGGAAAUCUGAUA